AUGGCGGAGGAAUCACCCCUCGGCGAAGCCAUCCCUCACCCGCCCGCGCCGCGCUGCCAAACGGUGGCCCGCCCCCGCCUUCUGCCACAAGCCCAGACUACCGCCCGCUACCGCCUCAAAGCCCGCCGAAGCGCCGCCAGAUCUCGCCGGCGGCUGCUGCUGCUCCUGUGCUUCUGGAUCCACUCUCAUCUUCCCUCGCUCCGUGUCCUCUGCGCCUCGCGGCUUGGCAGUCUUACUAUCCUACCGCCCUCGCGGCCGAGCUCACCGUCCCCGCUCCGCCUCUCGCAGUUCAACUUCACCAAGUCCGGAUCUCUGAACUCGCGGCUAGAUCUCUCUGUUACCGCUCGAAAUCCUAACAAGAAGGUCGAGUUCGUCUACGAUCUGGUGACGGUCGCCGUUUCUUCCAACGGCGUCGACAUCGGCGACGGGACUUUCCCGGCGUUCGUCCACGAGGCGAAGAACACUUCGAUCUUGAAGACGGUGGUGACGAGCAAAGGAGGGAGCGUCGAUUCGACGGCGCUCCCGGAUCUGAAGAAGAAGAGCAGCUUACCUUUGGAGAUUGAUCUCGAAACUAGGGCCGGAGUCAAGUUUGGAUCGUUUAAGACGAAGAAAAUUGGGAUCAAGGUGAGUUGCGAUGGGUUCAGUGUGGCCGUUCCUAAUAAAAAGGCGGGAACUCCGGCGACCCCCGAUGUGAGCUGCAAAGUGAAGCUAAGGAUCAAGAUCUGGAAAUGGACGUUCUAGGUCGAUCCAACUUGAUUUGAAUUUACUGUAAAUUUUUACAGAUCUGGUGAGGUUUGAAUUUGAUAGUAGUUUUUGAAUUGAAUUAUUAUUGUGUAAUUCUUUUUUUUUUAACUUGUACUUGAACCUGAGUGCUAUAUAUAUAUUUUUUGUUAUUUUACAUAUUGUUGUAACUUUUUUUGUUGAAAUCGACGAGUUGAAAUUGAAGCAAGAGUCAAUUUGGAAAUAAUGACGCGUUGGGUUCGGCUUGUCUAA
This is a messenger RNA of Asparagus officinalis (garden asparagus), 993 nucleotides long. Its product is annotated as NDR1/HIN1-like protein 13. The coding region runs from base 1 to 741 and encodes 246 amino acids. Lineage: Eukaryota; Viridiplantae; Streptophyta; Magnoliopsida; Asparagales; Asparagaceae. Gene Ontology annotation, cellular component: plasma membrane. The transcript has a single exon. The record is from RefSeq and is a predicted model, not a curated record.